AUGGCCCCCGAGUCCAGCAGCUCGUGGGCCGCGGCGUCGCUCAAGGACUACUUGUUAAUUCCGUGGUCCACGAAGAGAAAGCGGCAGCCGGCCCAGCACGAAGAGUACAGCUGCGAGUUCGGCUCGCCCAAGUACCUGGCGCUGUGCAGCCUGGGCGGCGUGCUGAGCUGCGGCCUCACGCACACGGUCAUCGUGCCCCUGGACCUGGUCAAGUGCCGCAUGCAGGUGGAGCCCGACAAGUACUCGGGCCUGAUGAGCGCCUUCAACAUGACGCUGCGCGAGGAGGGCGUGGCGGGGCUGGCCCGCGGCUGGGCGCCCACGCUGCUGGGCUACUCCAUGCAGGGCCUCUUCAAGUUCGGCCUGUACGAGCUGUUCAAGCUGCGCUACUCGGAGUUGCUGGGCUCAGAGGCGGCCUACCAGUGGCGCACGAGCGUCUACCUGGCGGCAUCGGCCAGCGCCGAGUUCUUCGCCGACGUGGCGCUCGCACCCAUGGAGGCCGUCAAGGUGCGCGUGCAGACGCAGCCGGGCUUCGCGGGCACAAUGCGCGAGGCUGUGCCCAAGAUGCUGGCGGAGGAGAGCGUGUGGGCCUUCUACAAGGGCGUGGGCCCGCUCUGGAUGCGCCAGAUCCCGUACACCAUGAUGAAGUUUGCGUGCUUCGAGCGCACGGUCGAGGCGCUCUACAAGCACGUGGUGCCCAAGCCGCGGAGCCAGUGUAGCAAGGUGGAGCAGCUGGGCGUCACCUUCGUGGCGGGCUACAUCGCCGGCAUCUUCUGCGCCCUCGUGUCGCACCCGGCCGACUCGGUGGUGUCGGUGCUCAACAAGGAGAAGGGCAGCUCUCCGCUGGCCGUGCUGCGCAGGCUCGGGCCCCUGGGCAUGUGGAAGGGCUUCCUGCCCCGCGUCAUCAUGAUCGGCACGCUCACGGCGCUGCAGUGGUUCAUCUACGACUCGGUCAAGGUGUACUUCCGGCUGCCGAGACCCCCGCCCGCAGAGAUGCCCGAGUCCCUGCGCAAGAAGCUGGGGCUGCCCCGGGACGAGUGA
Messenger RNA from Trichosurus vulpecula (common brushtail), 1038 nucleotides. RefSeq names its product phosphate carrier protein, mitochondrial-like. NCBI's taxonomy places the organism in Eukaryota, Metazoa, Chordata, Mammalia, Diprotodontia, Phalangeridae. The record is from RefSeq and is a predicted model, not a curated record. Gene Ontology annotation, molecular function: phosphate transmembrane transporter activity. Gene Ontology annotation, cellular component: mitochondrial inner membrane. The transcript has a single exon. Gene Ontology annotation, biological process: mitochondrial phosphate ion transmembrane transport. The coding region runs from base 1 to 1038 and encodes 345 amino acids.